AUGGCAGAGGAUAGAAUGGAAAUUGAUGAUCCUUCCUUGGUAGAGGAAACCAAACCAGAGGGAACAAAGCAAAAGAAGAGAUUUGAAGUGAAGAAAUGGACUGCGGUUGCGUUUUGGUCAUGGGAUAUCGCAGUUGAAAAUUGUGCUAUCUGUAGAAAUCAUAUCAUGGAGCCCUGCAUUCAGUGUCAACCUACAGCAAUGACAGACACUGACAAUGAAUGUGUGGCUGCUUGGGGUACCUGUAAUCAUGCUUUCCAUUUACAUUGCAUAAAUAAGUGGCUCCAGACGAGAAACGCGUGCCCGCUGGAUAAUCAACCCUGGCAAUUUGCGAAAUACGGUAGAUGA
This is a messenger RNA of Lachancea fermentati, 345 nucleotides long. The record is from the annotation of a GenBank genome assembly. NCBI's taxonomy places the organism in Eukaryota, Fungi, Ascomycota, Saccharomycetes, Saccharomycetales, Saccharomycetaceae.